Molecule: messenger RNA, 993 nt
Organism: Exophiala aquamarina CBS 119918
Lineage: Eukaryota; Fungi; Ascomycota; Eurotiomycetes; Chaetothyriales; Herpotrichiellaceae
Exons: 1
Coding region: 1-993 (330 amino acids)
Biological process (GO): secondary metabolic process
Cellular component (GO): cytoplasm; cytosol
Molecular function (GO): hydrolase activity; carboxy-lyase activity
Source: RefSeq, a predicted model, not a curated record
AUGACGCCACCACUUAUUGCGCUCGAGGAGCACUUUUACUCAAAGGCGAUCUUUGACUCCUUCAACAAUUCUAUGAAAGUUGGAAUUUCCAAAUGGCCCGGUGCACUGGACCGGCUGUUUGACGCUGGAAAGAUACGGCUGGAGGAAAUGGAUCAAGGCAAGGUCUCGCUUCAAGUCAUAUCGCAUUGUGCCGCAGAUACUCCAUCACUGGAGGCCUGCCAAGCAGGAAACGACCACUUGGCCAAGGAAAUAUCGAAAUCCGAAGAGUGUAACAAGCGGUUCGCUGGAUUUGCCGUGCUUCCCAUGGCGGAUCCGAUGGCCGCUGCCGUCGAGCUUGAGCGUACAAUCAAAGAGCUUGGCUUUGUGGGUGCCCUGGUUGAUAAUAAGGUCUCCGUUGGAGCUAGAUUCUACGAUGGUGAAGUAUAUGAUGUCUUCUGGCAAAAGGUACAAGAGUUGGACGUGCCGGUCUAUCUACAUCCUUCUUGGCCGACAGAAGAUCUCCUCGCACAAAGCUACACUGGCAAUUAUCCGAUUCGAUCGGCCACUGUCAUAGGAGGUGCUAUGUGGGGAUGGCACAGUGAUGUGGGCGUCCACGUGCUCCGAUUGCAUGCGGCUGGAGUCUUCGAUAAGUUCCCCAAGCUUAAGCUAAUUCUGGGUCACUUCGGGGAGAUGAUGCCUUUCAUGCUUCAGCGGAUCAGUGAUCAAGAGCUGAUCAUGGGUCGCCGGGAACGGCCUUUCAAAAUGGUGUGGGACGAGAAUAUAUGGAUCACAACUUCUGCGUGCUGGAGCUUAGACCCCAUGCGCUGUAUUCUCAGUAACACCAAGAUUGAUCGGAUCAUGUACAGUAUUGAUUAUCCAUUCACGACAAACGAGCAAGGCCUGAAGUGGUUCACAGACCUUGAAAGCAGCGGCCUGCUGACCCAAGGCCAACUCGAGCUUAUCGCCUAUAAAAAUGCGGAACAGCUCCUUGGAAUCAAAGCACCACCAAGCUAA